This is a messenger RNA of Exophiala oligosperma, 1494 nucleotides long. RefSeq lists its product as uncharacterized. The record is from RefSeq and is a predicted model, not a curated record. Bases 1 to 1494 code for a protein of 497 amino acids. The transcript has 5 exons. NCBI's taxonomy places the organism in Eukaryota, Fungi, Ascomycota, Eurotiomycetes, Chaetothyriales, Herpotrichiellaceae. Gene Ontology annotation, molecular function: iron ion binding; heme binding; monooxygenase activity.
AUGUGGAUCGGGUCAGCCGUCUCCAGCGGCCGAGCCGAACAUCUCGAGCGGGCUUUACACAAACAGCACGGGCCCCUCGUUCGCAUCGCCCACAACGAGGUCUCCGUGUCGGACCCGUCAGCAGUGAAGAUCAUCUACAAUAUCAAGUCCGGUUUCACAAAGACCGACUUUUACCCUCCUUUCGCUCCCAACGUCAGUCCACAUGGGGACCUCUUCACGCAACUCGACGAGGUCAAGCACGCCGACCGGAGGAAGUACGUCAACGCGGUAUACUCCAUGUCCACGAUCCUAGAAAGCGAGACGUACAUCAACGCGUGUACGGACGUGUUUCUCGAAAAGAUGGGACGAUUUGCGGCGGAGUCCAAAGAGAUCGAUUUCGGUGAAUGGAUACAGUGGUGCUUCGGUUUCAUGCGAGACGAGCAUGACUAUGGAAGAUAUAUCCAAAGUCUGGAUACUUUACUUCCCGGAAUAGCUUUGUCAUGCGUGCUGCCGGCGUGGCUGCGACCUUUCCAUUCGAGCAUCGGCAUGAUUUUCCCAACCAUCCGAGACUCAAUUCGAGGCUUUGACGAGAUUCGAGCUGCAGGGAGAUCAUGGACCAACGUCCGACGGGAGCAGAUGAAAGCCGGCACCGUCGAAAGGGUGGACUUGCUCGAUAAGCUCUUCAAGAUAAUGGAAAAUAAAGAUGGGUUCGGUAUCCCCGAGAUACAGAAUGAAGCCUGCGUUGCCAUUUUUGCCGGUAGCGACACAACGGCUAUUGCCAUCAGAUCAAUCUUCUAUCAUCUAAUGCAACGUCCAGAAUGUAUGCAAAAGCUUGUGGCUGAGAUUGAUGAAUUCACUGCCCAGGGGCUGUUGUCCGAGCCGCACAUUCGAUACAACGAAGCAAUAAAGAUGCCAUACUUGGUCGCCUGCUGCAAGGAGGGUAUGCGGCUUCAUCCAAGCGUCGGCCUUGGAAUGCCGCGCCAUGUACCUGCCGGUGGGGUGACCAUCUCUGGUCGGUACUUCCCCGCUGGGAGUCGUGUGUCCAUCAACGCGGCCGUUUUUCACUAUGACGAGUCCAUAUUUGGACCUGACGCGGCCGAAUUCAACCCGGAUAGAUGGAUCAAGGGCGACGCCUCUUUGAUGGAUCGGCAUAUGCUUCACUUCGGAGGUGGUUCGAGAACUUGUAUUGGCAAGAAUAUCUCUCUUGCUGAGAUGCACAAACUUAUUCCAGCCUUCUUGAGGAGGUUCAAGGUCGAGCUUGCCGACCCAAAAAGAAGUUGGAAAACUCAAAACUACUGGUUCAACAAGCAGACAGAUAGUCCUCGCAAAUCAGUGGAAGUGCGCAAGCAUCCAUUGGCGCCCAUGUUCCAUGGUACAAUGCAGUGCGUGACCAAUGGAGUGGUGUUGGCUGAGGGCAGAGCGUUGGGUCGUAGUAAUCAACAGAAGCCGAUGGACCGUUUUGGCGUGCACUUCGCUCAGUUCGGUGUCGAUGAUUUUCAGUUUCGGCGAGCCUGA